AUGAGGAAAGUAUUAGCGACAGUGGAAGUGGAGCUGAAACGAAUAGAGCGCAGUAGACUGUGCUCAAGUACCCGUUUGACUGAAUGUUUUCAGUCAGUAAUGCAGACACCGUCGCUGGAUCUUUCACUGCUGACAUGGACCUUUACAAGUGUGCAAUAUGCUCCGCGUCAUCCAGUACCCACAAUUUACUCCGAGCACACCAUUUUCAUGCGCAUCAAUCUUCAGCAACUUACGCGAACUCAUCCUCACUUUACACUUUGUCAUGUGCUGCAGCUGAACGCACGAUGGAUAUGGAAAAACACCUUCACUGCACAGAAUGCUGCACAGUCCAUUCGACGACAGAGGCAUUACUACAACACAUGCAUUCAUCUCACCUCAUCGCCUCCAACGUGCUGGCUUCACUCACCUCCCACUCAUGUGUGUCCAGCUAUGCGCUCUAGGUGCCAACAUGAGCACAAUAGAAGACGAGCUUGCGUUUCACCUGCUGUUCCCUUCAUCCUUGCCAUUGCCACCUGCGUGUGUGCAUAUGCGUUUGUCGAAGUGGACGUGUCCAAGACGUGUUAG
Messenger RNA from Echinococcus granulosus, 564 nucleotides. RefSeq lists its product as hypothetical. NCBI's taxonomy places the organism in Eukaryota, Metazoa, Platyhelminthes, Cestoda, Cyclophyllidea, Taeniidae. The coding region runs from base 1 to 564 and encodes 187 amino acids. The transcript has 4 exons. The record is from RefSeq and is a predicted model, not a curated record.